Molecule: messenger RNA, 796 nt
Organism: Paramecium pentaurelia
Lineage: Eukaryota; Ciliophora; Oligohymenophorea; Peniculida; Parameciidae
Source: the annotation of a GenBank genome assembly
AUGAAUAUCAAUAAUCAAAUCAAUUUUUACUUUGCCAAUCGUUAAUAUACUCUAAUCUGGUAAGAUCUCGAUCCUAAAAUCAUAAAUGAAGUAAUCUUCUUUGUUUUUAAUGAAAUCUCAUCCAAAAAUAAACUAAAUAACUUAACAUUCACUGAUACCAAUACAUAACCAAUCUAAAACUCACUUCCACAUUUUAUUCAAUCAUAACAUAUCUUUAUCAAUACAUUAAAUUCUAAUAACACAUCUCUUAUAAAUAAGGAAUAAGAAUGGGAAUUUUAGAAUCUCUAUCAAAUACAUCAAAAUCAACUUAUUAUUCAAAAGUAUAAGAAGCUGUAAAAAAUGGAAACUGUUAAUUAUUAGAUGUAAACUAUCUUUAAUCUUAAUUAACAAUAUCGAGAGACUAGUCAAAAUAUUAAAGAUAAUACCAAUAUGAUUAAUUAAAAAUAAAGUAUAGAAAGAAGUGCAAGUACUUAUCCAAUCACUAAAAUAUAAUCAACUAAUAAUCAAAUAAUACAUAAAAGAUUAGCUGAAUUAAAAUCUUACACAAUAGAAGAAGUAUUAUUAUUUUUUAUUUAAUUUAAAGGUUCAAUUACAUAAUACUUAUAAAGAUGCAUGGAUUGUGUUACAAGAUAAUAUUUAUGAUAUAUCUUAUUAUAUUGACAAACAUCCUGGUGGUAGAGAAUAGAUUUUAAGAGGAGUAGGAAGAGAUGCUACUUUCUUAUUUCUCUAACAUCAUCCUUGGAUUAAUUUUCAUUAUAUUCUUGAAAAGUUUUAAGUAGGAUAUUUAAUAAAAUGA